Molecule: messenger RNA, 5703 nt
Organism: Pantherophis guttatus
Lineage: Eukaryota; Metazoa; Chordata; Lepidosauria; Squamata; Colubridae
Gene: RAPSN
Product: receptor associated protein of the synapse
Biological process (GO): synaptic transmission, cholinergic; positive regulation of neuromuscular synaptic transmission
Cellular component (GO): plasma membrane; neuromuscular junction
Molecular function (GO): protein-membrane adaptor activity; acetylcholine receptor binding
Source: RefSeq, a predicted model, not a curated record
AAGGGAGUAAUACAUUCCAAGAGAUUUUUUUUCCUCUCUCAUCUCAAAAAUAAAACAUUGCAGUGGCUAUUUUAGAGUACUGAUUUACACAGGUGUCUUAACUGUCUUAGCCCUUCUCUAUAGCUAUUGAUAUUUGGAACUGAAAAGGAGUUUGGAUUGCCAGCUGACAUAUAAAUCAGCUUGAUAUGCAGAAAUCUUUUUUUUAACCACAUACAGGUCAAGUUAUUUGAUUCCCACAGGUAAACUGCUCUUUCAAUACACUGCAGAAAAAGUUAAUAAAAUGUUGAAAAUAUAGCAUUAUCAGUAAGAUAAAUUUGUGCAUAAAUUAGUUGCUAUAAAUAUGAUUCCCAUUCUGUCUCCCAGGAUCAGUGCACUGUGUACUGGCACUGUUGUUUAAGAAAUUUGGAAGGGCGAUUCCAAUAAAAUGAGAUGCGUAUUCACAGGAUUUCCUUGCUGCCCCAGAUACAGACUUUGAGUGACUCACUAUAAAAAUAGAGAAACACAUAAAGCAGCAUUUCAGCAUAAAAUCCAAUGAAGUUAAAAUUACAGCAACUACAUAGAUACAUUUUAGGUGAUUGGAAAUGCCCAACAGGGAGGCGGAUUUAAGAUGGGAUUAGAUUUGCAUUGUUGCACAGCCACUAGAGCAGGGGUCCCUAACCCCAAUCCAUGGACCAGCACUGAGCCACAGCAUGGCAGAAAUCGGGCUGCAAAGAAAGCGGGGUACAGGCAGCAUGGAAAAACCUCCAUGGAACUGGUCCCUAGUGCCCAAAAGAUUGGGUGAGGUUGCACUAGAGAACCAGGACUGACACCACUACGCCCCUCCCAGGUUCCAUGGAAUCUUAUCUAUCAGUUCCCAAGAGAAGGCAAGCAAUCUGAGGAGAUUACUGUAUAAUAGGCAGAAUAUAAUAAAGUAGUUAGCUUGAACUCUACAUGUGUGGAUUCGGCUGCUUGCACUUGACAGCAUUGUAUCUAACAACCGCUUUGUAAAUCUGGCCGAGAAGGAUCCCAUUCCUCAAAAAAUGGGCAGUUAUCUUAUUCUUCCUUAGAGCUACAGCAGCAUCCCUUCUCAGUAUGGGCAGAAUCAAAAAGUACACUGUCACGAAGGUAAUAAGGAUACAAGCCAUAAACCACAGGUAUAGGUCAUCCCCAGCAUUUUGUACUUUGAAAGCUUUUAAUAACUAGUGUCAUAUCAUAGCAUAGCUGCUACUUUGCUAAAAUAAUUUUCAUCCAUAGACAGAUUUUUAAACAAUUGUAAUUUCCCUACAUUUUAAAGAUCAGCUCCAAGUAGAACACAUUAUAGUAAUCAAGUGUGAACUGAUAAGGCUUUGAUUGACUGUUAUGCAGGUCUCACAUUCCACAAGCAAAGAUGGUUGGUGUACCAAAUGAAACUCGGUAAAGGUCUUGCUGUCCAUGUUUGUAUUUGCUUUCAAACAGGAUCUUGAUUCCAGGAGAAACCCAGUGUUCCAUCUGAUGGAGUUUGACCCAAUCUAAAAUCAGUGUUGAAACUGACAUGAAGCCAGAUGACUUCUGGACCUACGGCUAUUUUUUUUUUUUUUUUGGCUUGUGAUUUAAAUUGAAUCUGUUUCAUUCCAUUGAGUCCCUCACAGCUUCCAUACACCAGAUUGGGAUUCUCACUGGGGCUCCUGCUCAACCCAGAAGUAGAGCUGCAUAUCUGGCAAUAGUUGCCUGUUCUUUUUCUGAUAUUUCCAAUAAAAACCCCUAGGAGACUGAGCUAAUACAAUGCAAUGUCCAUUUCCUUGGCUUCCAAGGGUUCAAAAGAAUGCCAGGUGACUUCACAAGAGAUUGCCUCAGUCACCUCAUUGGUUUCUGCCCAUGAUGUGUCCAAUUCACAUGAGCAAUUUUAUCCAGAAAAUGCCUAGUAAGUCACAGUGGCUUGUAAAUCUGCUAGUAGAUUCUAAGAUGCUGUAAGAAUAUUACUCUUAAUUCUAAUUCCUCCCAUUCCAUGUGUCAAUGUUUGUCAUAGCUCCCUUUUUAAAAAUUUCUUCCUAGUUUCCUUUUCCUUUUCUUCUUUUAUGCUUCCAUGUUUCAUAUAUUCCUAUGUUCAUUUCUGCACAUUCUGUUCUCCCAAAGAAAUCAGAAAUAGCAAUGAAGUAUCCAUAAAGUAUCUAGCUUCUCACACAGCCUCUUUCAUUCUGAAAACAAUGUUCUUCGGGCCCACAUUUUCAGAAAGAGCUGAUUACAGUCCAGCCGUUGGAAUAAAUGUUGUCUUAAGGAAAUGCCACACUUUUUUUUCUUUCACAUUAUAGAGUAAGAUAUAGAGUAAGAUACACCAUGCUAGGAUGUGGUUUUAGGAUGAGAACUGGCAGAUGACUUGACAGUGAGAGAACAGCGGAAAUACUUUAAGCUAGAAUAAUGAAAAUUGACAAGCAGGAGUCCUUCAGCUGUUCCUCUUUCUUCCCCCAAUCCUCUGUUGCCAAGAAACAGCCUGCUUUCUUCUUUUUCUUCUCUCUCUCUCAAACCAUUAUUUAUCUCUGUCAUGGUCUCCCAAAAGUAGUUUCUUAACUAAAAAUCUCCCAGCGGUUUCAACUUUCCUUGUAAAGUAGAUAGAACAAUCUCCUGGUUGUUUUUGAUUGUUCCUUUUUGCAUUUUAACAGUCAUAUAGCAUUCUAUUUAUAUAACAAAAAUCAGAUUGUCAAAACUGAAAUAAAAUACUGUACAUAAAAUGUACGUUUCUAGCUCUAUCUAGUGACCAUCCCACUAGAAAUAAUUCUAGUAAUUAUUUUUUUUUUCCUGUUAAUUGGUUAAAGAAAAGUUUUUUCCUUUUAAAGCUCUGAAACGUCAUCUACAACCUCCCUUCAUUUUGCGUUUGCCACUAUACGUGAACUCAUUGAAGAAAGGAUCCCUUUGGCCUCUCUGAUGUAUUUAUAUAAAGGCAGCGUAGAGGGAAGGAGAUUGGUUCCUCCGGCUUGCUUUCUGACCUUGGGGGUUACCAAGUCUGACAUUCCUGUGAGAUCACAUGGCAAGGAUUGGCGGGCACAGCUGUCCCCAAUGGAAGGGAGGGGCUUGGGAGGGUCCAUUCCGAUUGAAUUUCACUCCAGCCACUUAGGCUCUUUCCUGCUUUCCUCACUGUGCUUUUCUUGUCUUCCACUUUGCUUGUGGCCUGGGUUGUAGAAAGCUCUGGUAGGAUAGCAGCACCGAGGAUGCUAUUCUAGAAGAUCAGGGUGGUUGCUUUAACAUUUGGGUGGGCCUUUCUUUCUCAUCUCCGAUUGACAUUCCUCCAGGCUGAGCCAUCUGAGAUUCCGGUGGGCCCUGAGCUUUGGCACUAUGCAGUCCAUCCUCCUGUUUUAGCACCAACUUCACUGUAAUUGUUUCUUUUAGCCCAUCUAAACAGCCACUCCGACAGGUCUGCUCUUCCGACAAGUUGGUAUAUGCAGCUCCGGAGCACAAAGAAGAUGGGACAGGACCAGACCAAGCAGCAGAUAGAAAAAGGACUCCAACUGUAUCAGUCCAGUCAGACAGAAAAGGCCCUUCAAGUCUGGUUGCGGGUUUUGGAAAAGAGCACAGAUGCAGCUGGCAGGUUUCGAGUUCUGGGAUGCCUCAUCACUGCUCAUUCGGAGAUGGGCCGGUACAAAGAUAUGUUAAAGUUUGCAGUCAUGCAGAUUGACACUGCCCGAGAACUGGAGGAUCCUGACUACCUUACUGAGAGCUACCUGAAUUUGGCACGGAGCAACGAGAAGCUUUGCGAAUUCCCCAAAACCAUCUCCUAUUGUAAGACCUGCCUGAACAUGCGAGGUACAACAUUGGGCCUGCAACUAAAUGGCCAAGUCAACCUCAGCAUGGGCAAUGCCUACCUUGGCCUCAGUGUCUUCCAAAAAGCUCUGGAGUGUUUUGAGAAAGCUCUACGAUAUGCACACAACAAUGAUGACAAGAUGCUUGAGUGUCGCGUCUGUUGCAGCCUAGGAAAUUUCUACACACACCUCAAAGAUUAUGAAAAAGCUCUGUUUUUCCCAUGCAAGGCAGCAGAACUGGUGAAUGAUUAUGGAAAGGGCUGGAGUUUAAAGUACCGAGCAAUGAGCCAGUUCUACAUGGCCGUAGCUUAUCGAAAGCUGGGGCGCUUGCCAGAUGCUAUGGAAUGCUGUGAGGAGUCAAUGAAGACUGCCCUUCAGCAUGGAGAUCGUCCUUUGCAAGCACAGUGCCUGCUCUGCUUUGCUGAUAUCCACCGCAGCCGUGCAGAUGUACAGACAGCUUUUCCCCGCUAUGAUUCCUCCAUGAGCAUCAUGACUGAGAUUGGAAACCGUCUGGGACAAGUUCAGGUGCUGCUUGGUGUAGCCAAGUGCUGGUUGAUGCAAAAGGACCUCGACAAGGCAUUAGAAAAUAUUGAGAGGGCUCAUGAGCUGGCAGAGGGACUAGGAAACAAACUUUGCCUGCUGAAGGUUCAUUGCCUCUGUGAAGGGAUCUAUCGCACAAAGGGUCAGCAGAGGGAACUUCGUAAUCACGUGGUGAAGUUCCACGAAUGUGUUGAGGAAAUGGAACUCUACUGUGGCAUGUGUGGUGAAUCCAUUGGUGACAGGAACCACCAGCUCCAGGCAUUGCCCUGUUCCCACGUUUUCCAUUUAAAGUGCCUGCAAACUAAUGGAACACGAGGUUGCCCCAACUGCCGGCGUUCAUCAGUUAAACCAGGGUUUGUGUGAUCUGCUGAUGAACUGUUGACCUAAGAGAAUUCAUCCAGUAGGUGUGAAAAGAUGGAGCACUGGACCAGUUCUGUUACAUGAUCUAGAGAUGAAACCCAUCAUAUAGAUACAAAAUCUCCUACAGAAUUGGUGGCAAAUGAAGACCUAGAUCUUUGUCAUGACUUUUCACACAUCUGACUUUUCACACCUCUUCCAGGAAUUCUGUGUUAUCUCCUUUUUCAAAGGAGAGACAAUAAGCCACCUUCGCUCCUUCAACAACGUGUUAACUUGACCUUCCAAAAUCUCAAUUUGAUUUUAAUUUUGUGCUUCUUUUGAUAGCUUCCUUCAGGGCCAACUCUGACACUCAUACUUCACUUUUUAUUCAUUCCUCAUGGGAAGCAUACUGAUCCUGCCUACAUACAUAAUGCUUCUUGGACUGGCACAGUAUUGCUUUCUUGUAGGCAUGGUGACAGCUACUCUUUUCCAGACAUUGUUUGAAGUUACUUCAACUUAACAUUCUGACUGAUGUUUUUCGUAAUUUAUAUUGGUACCUAACAGCUGUUAAUGCUUUAAAACAACUGUUAAGCCAUUCAUAAUACGUCUUUUUCCAUUUGCAAAGAAUAUUUCCCAACUUGAUGCUCUCCAAAUGAUUUCCAGAAUUUUUGGGUAGCCUGGGAAUUAUGGGAUUGAAAGUCCAAAUUGUCUGGAAGGAGCCAAAUUGGGCAAUUUUAUGUCAGUCAAGAGACUGUGAUGUCCCACCUGCCUCUCUGCAAUGUAACUCUUUCAGUAUGUCUCUAUUUUCAGUGUAUAGGCUCCUUCAGUUCUUCUGAAAGUAUCUGAUACCUUUAGUUUGCCUACAUUCUCACAGAACAUUCAAUUUCUGCAUGGGACUGGGGGGGUGGGGGGAGCCUUGUAGUGUCCCAGGGAAUGUUUCUUGCCUUUGUGUUCCUUUCCUAUCAUCUUGUAAUGUUACAUGGGCAGUGAUCGGUCCAAUCAUGGAAUUGUCAGCAAUAUAUUUAUACUUUCUGUAACUGUUUAUACUGGAAUAAAUAAAAUCAUAGCCUAGAAGUGA